AAAAUAAGUUUAGUCGACCUUCUUACGAAAAAUUGGGUUUGUUCCUUCAAAGUGUUCAAAAAAAGUGAAAAUUUAUACUUAAAAAAACCUUUCGGUGUUACCUGAUUAUAAGAGGGCUCCGCAAACCGAAGCACGUUCAAAUAAAUGCUGCUAGUGCCAUAUUUGCUUUUAUUCAAAAGAAAACAAUUCUGCUUUUUAUUGUUCUUAUAUCAAUAUUAUUAUCAUAAAAAUAGUGUUGUUUAGACCAUAGACUGAAGAGCGUUUCUCUUUGCGAUAUUGGAGUAGCUAAAUCAUGUAAUACUUGUAUAUUUCCAUUAUGAUUUAACCUGUGUAUACAUAUGUAAAUCGUCUGAUUUUACAUGAUAGUAAAUAACGUCGGGUAUUGCGCAAAAUCAUUAAAAGUAGACGAACAUUUCAUCCUAUUCUGUUAUUCGUUUCUUUUGAUGUUUAGCUCUUCAAUUAUGUCGACACAAGAAUGCUUGUGGUCCAGUGGCACUCAAUAUGCAAUGCAUGUAUAUGUAUAUACAUGUAUUACAUUUUCCAUUAAUUCCAUGCAAUAUUACCUCAAGCUGUUUUCCUUGUAAUGCUCGACAGAUUGAACGGUGCCAAAAAAGCCAAAUAUCAUGUAUGGAAAGUUACCUUCAAAUAUGUGUAAUUGUUGCACGUAUGUGCCGCAUUCACAAUUUUGUUUGGAGUUAAAUAAUUAUAAUCUACAAGCAUUUUUCUUAGUUCCUAAUGCAUACUAGUUUGCUGAAUGCAGAGUUAAACAUAAAGUUACAAGUAAAACAUUGGGUUACCGUUAUGACAAUAUAAAUAGAUGAAAACAAUACAAAAUAAUCCAAAUACCGUGAUGAAAUGGAUUAGCUAGCAGUUCCUGACACAAAGAUUACAAGUAGUAUAAGAUGCCAAGCCGAAAUGUCCUUUAAAAUGCAUUACUAUCUGCAUCUGCGUCUUCCCAUUGUCAUACAGAACGAUGGAAAUGCGAUCGUAACAAAUUGAUAUGCAUAGACAUAUGUAUGUAUAAAGACGAAUUUACCUGUAAAGACAUUUUAACCGUUUGGAUAUAACUGAGCAUUACUUGUUUUUGAGCAAACUACCAUAUUAACAAUUGUAAUAACGAAAAGAGAACUAGUGGCCGAGAAUUAGGUGUGGAAAAGUGCCGCAGGGCAUGUUCAUACCUGAGACAUUGAGAAGCUGCAUGAUUGAGACGGACGUAUCUUCAUAUUUGCAAACAUCAUCCUCAGGACAGGAUGAAUUUCAUCCGUUCAUUGAGGCUCUCUUGCCGUUUGUCAAAUCGUUUUCGUAUUCAUGGUUCAAUUUGCAAGCUGCCAAACGAAAGUAUUACAAAAAACAUGAAAAGCGUAUGUCACUGGAGGAGGAGCGACAUUGCAAGGAUGAACUACAAAACGAAAAAGCGGAGGUGAAACAAAAGUGGGCGUCCCGGUUAUUAGGAAAACUACGUAAGGAUAUUACUCAGGAAUGUCGAGAAGAUUUCGUACAAUCCAUCACCGGCAAACGAAAAUCGAUUUGUGUACUUUCGAAUCCCGAUCAGAAAGGCAAAAUGCGACGAAUCGACUGCUUACGACAGGCAGAUAAGGUGUGGCGCUUGGAUUUGGUUAUGGUCAUACUUUUUAAGGCGAUACCGCUUGAAAGCACAGAUGGAGAACGACUGGAAAAAAAUCCCGAAUGUACACACCCUAGCUUAUGUGUAAAUCCUUAUCACAUUAAUGUAUCUGUUCGCGAACUGGACUUGUAUUUAGCGAAUUUUAUCAAUACACAUGAUCCGCUUGACAGCCCAAAUCCGUCGUCACCUCCUCCUACAUCAAUAGCAUUAUUCUCAUAUAACAAUGAACACACCCAUGCUAACUCCAAUAGCAACACUAAUGUCAGUAAUAACAAUAUAAACAAAAUAAAGAAAGAUGGUGAAACACGCAAAGAGAAAGGUUACAGCCAUAAUCCUUAUAAUGGAGUUAUAUGUAACGAUAUAAUAUUGGCUACUGGUGUUUUUUCAUCGAAGGAAUUGUGGAGUCUCUCUAAAGCAUCUAUUCUUGAUGAGGCAAGUAAUGUUUUACUAUCCACAAAUGCUAGUCAUAUUAAGUUGGAAAAUUCCGCCGGAACUUAUGAAUGCAACACAUAUCAGUUGCCACCACCAUCAAUUGGCGUUAGUGUAGAUGUCCCUAGUAACUUGGUAGCGACGAAUAAUAUGUUAGCAAACACGGAUUCUGGCCGAUUAGCUGCCUCCAGCUCUUCUAUGAUUGUUCCGGCUGGGUACAGUAUUGACUUUGUUGAUGCACGAAGUAUGCAUUUGUCGCCAUCUCCUCUCUUGCGAACCCAAGGAGCAGCAGCAUGUAAAACUGACACGUGUACUUCGCCUGAUGUUGGGGGAAGUAACGGCAGUGGUGGUGGUUUUUCUGUGAUUUUGCGUCCAAACGAUUCAACGGGUGCGAGCAUUCAAUCAAGCGAUAUAUCAAUGCUUCAGCGAUAUACGCCUUCACUAAACCGCUCAUUAUUAAAUAUGAGUCAAGUGCGAUCAAGCGAAGUAUUGAUCCAACACAAUGUAACAUCUGCAUUGGUUACAAAUUCAGUUAGCCCUGGUGCAAUGUACUAUCAGUUACAUAAUAGCUCAAAUGGUCCAUCAGAUUCCAGUGAUAGCAGUACUCAGCAUAACCAUCAUCCCCAUAGGCAACAAUCUCAACACCAGGAACACCAACAAAACUUACAUGGUCAUGGUUCACAAAUUUCAGUAGCUGCGGCAGCGGCUGCAGCAACUGCUGCUGCUUCUAUUUCAAAAUAUUCUUCCGAAGUUGUAAGUGGGCAUGAUAUGUCCGAGUUUGUUACCUAUGUUUGCCAAGAAACCGGAAAUAGUAAUGCUCAAAUUAAUGAAGUUCAUCCCCCACCACAUCCUCAAAGUCACUUCCAGUUACAAACGGUUUCUACAGAAGGGCCAUCAUCUAGCCGUAAUCCAAAAUUAUCCUCCGCAGCGCCGUCCGCACAACCCUCUCAUUAUCAACAGUACAGUACGAUGCUACCUCCGCCACCUUUGCCCCCAAUGGCGCGUCCAGUUGCGAUAAUUAGGUCCACAGGUGGUUUGACGAUGGUAGAAUCACCACCAUUAUCUGCAACACCUCCAAACUCCAAUCAACCGGGUAAGGAAUCAUCUAGGCAUCAGCAAACACAGCAGGAUCACCAAAAUCAACAUUCAACUCGGUGCCACACGCUAUCCCAUCCUCAAAAUGUCGCAGUGGAGCACGGUGACUCAAGAGGUCAAAUCUUGACGGUGAACACAUCUAGGAACACUGGUGGAGGUAACGGUAAUACUACUUCGGUUUCGAGUACAACAGAUGCGCUUACCGUUCCAACUUCCAAUAUGCAAAAAAACACAUCUGCUAUUAGUGGUAGCAAUAAUAGCAGUAGUAGUUCAACUGAUAUUGUAGUGGCUAGAUCGUCACCACCACCACCGAUAAGUCCUCAAGAACAUAUAGAUGUUGUACGUAGCACAAAAUCCUCGACAAUAGGUCGCUUUGGCACCCAGUCGUACUCAGCAGCCACUAGUCGGGAGUAUUUCAAUCAUUUCCAUUCACAAACAACUCCAAAACAUUUUUCACAGAUUCUUGGCUACACUAGUUCAAUCUCGACCAUUUCCGGUGUUAUCAGUCCGACUAACCUAAGUUUGUAUUCAUCGCCGAUAACUGGUGCAUCAAAUGCACCUCAUCGGUCUACACCACGGCCACGAUGGAACCCGCCGUUCCUUAUGGAAGAUGAGUUUAGCAUGAUGCAACAUUCAGUGUCCAGCACAAACUCUGAAAACGCUCCAGUGAUAUUAAUGGAAGAUGUUGGCCGAUAUAAUGAAGAAUAUUCUCAGAAUCGUGACUACAUAACAUGAUUAAAUACCAAUUGUAGGUGACUACCAUUAAGAUAACUAGAACUGUUUAGAUAAUAUAAGUUAAAGUUUAUAUGUAAGUUCCCCAUUUUAAGAGCUAGUGAAUAUUGUUUCGAUUAUAUAAGGCAAUUAUAAAUGUAGUUAUUGAAGCUCAUAUGUAUACAUAUAAUAUGUGUAUUUAUACUAAUAAACUACAUAUACAUUUAUAGGCACACUUGAAGAUCCAACCACGCUUUCCUGUGGCUGGGAUGUAAUUAAAUUAUAUUUUAUCAUUAAUAAUUACUCGAUUUAAGUAUACAAUCAUAAACUUCAACGAUUACGAUCACGAACAGAUUGUAAUGUGAUAUGUGAAGUGUAAUAUAAAUUAGCAUCCUGCCUUACCUAUAACCUACUGACUGUACACAGUAGUUAUAGUGUAUAACGUUGCAGGAGGAAAGCAGGAAAAGGCACGUCGUAUGCCCGAUCUCUAAUCAAAUAGUAUUGUAUUGUUCAACAUUCGACGGUGAUUUUGUAAAAAAGGUCUCCGUUAGGACCUUCGAUAGGACGAAACAGAUGAAAUAGCGUUUCAUUUUUAUACAUAACAAGAUUAGACCUAUGUAUACCUUUAUCAAUAUGCCUUCAUUUUAUACAUUUAAUACCAAACUCAAUAUCUUAUGGGAAAAAGUUUUAAAAACAUCUUUUCAUACGCAUGAUUUAGUUAUUCAAGAAAUGUAUUUGCUUUACAAUGGCUCAAUUGGUCAUGGUAGCCUAAUUCAUACAAUUGUAAAGGCUUGUGUAUAAAUCCAUUUGCAUAUACAUACACAUAUGCUUUGCUAGUGAACAUUUAAAUAUAAUAUACAUACAUACAUAUGUAUGAGGUGCAUAAUAUUUUCGGAGUAACUUACACAUUCUGCUAUGUACUUACAUAUAUUUUAUAAGUGCAUAUAAAAUAUUUUCAAACACCUAUGUACAUAUACAUACUUGUUCAUAAUUAUCUAUUCCUUUGUGUGGAAAGUUUGAAAGAAGUUUUUUACCAUCUCAUUACAAUACUUUAUUCGAAUUAGUGUUGAAAAAUGCAUAUAUAGUACAUAUACAUAUACACAUAAUAGCUAUAAUAAGUGGUCACAAUUGUAUGAAAAUACAUGUGUACGGGCAUAUAAGAUUCAUAUACUAUAAAUACCUAAUAACGCAUUUGCAAAUAGAUAGGACUGACAGUCCUUAUGGCCGGACAUCUUCCAUAAUUGGACAAAUUUCAUCAACACAACGUUUUCAUUAAUUUUUUCGUAUAAAGCCAAUUCCUGUAACAUGAGAACGUUCCAAGAACCGGUCACGGACACUAUUUCAAACGGACAAGCUUUCUAAAUUUGUCUAGAAGAUUGUUUACAAUUUAUACUCCCGCUACUUUACGAAAACUAAUGGGAUAAUUGUCAAUCAUUCGUUCUCACCCAUUGGCUCGCAUUUUUUAGUUCGUUAGAAUUAUAGUUUUAAUUGCUGCUUCUGAGCCUAAAAAGAUAUCUGAAACACUCGUUUUUACCACGUCCCUGUAUAUGAACAGUAUCUUUAGCAGGACAAAAAACAGUACGACGGCGGGUGUCCGUCUGUGUAAGCUUUGUUUGAUUAUGUACUAGCAAGUCAAUUUAAGGAUAACUACUCUCCAAAAAUCGCUUACAAGUAUUCGUUUCUCACGAGAAACUCAUUAAAAAAGCCCUAUUGUAAAAUCUUGGACAUAAUAUAAUUAAAACUUCUGAAUGAAACAUGACUUAAUAUCACGGUUGAUGACUGGGUAUGGUAGUUAACUAAGUUUUGAAAUAAGAAACAUGCAUACAUGUAUGAGAAUGCAUAAUUUGGGAUUACAUGUUAUUAGAGUACAAACCUCAAUGUAGAUAAAUAGAGAUACGAUAUGUACAUAGAUGCAAUGAAAUAACUUGUCUAUAAUAAUAAUUUUGUCGCACUUUAUUUACUGUUAAAUAGUUUUAGGUCGUUGUUGUCACUAUUUCUUAUAUGUAUGUAUGGGUGUGCAAAUCGUAUACUAUAUAAUACUAUACAAUUAGUCGAAAAUGCAUAUCGUUUAUGCUUCCAUUACUAAAAAAUACUUUAAUAUGUCUCGUAUGUGAGCAUAAAUAUUCUUAAGUGUAGAUAUUAUAUUUAAAAUAUGUACCACGGUUCACAUUUUACUUUUGACAAAGGUCAUUUAGGUAGAUCGUUUUGAUUAGAUUCGAUCUAACGAGAGAAUUUCGUGUUGCAUUGAUACAUUCUCCACAUUAAAGAAAUGGUGGUUAAAGGUAAAGAUGGCGUCGGACAUAGUUCGCAGCGUUUCUUACUGAUUUCAAAAUUUUAGUAAAGAAAAUUUCAUGUAAAUAAAAUUUCAAAACCAAAUUUAGAAAAUUUUCUAGACUAACAUUUUUUUAUUUUUAAUUGUGACUUUGCAUAAUAGCAUUAAUUUUGUUGCAAUCAAUAUUCCAGUGGCCAUAUGUAACACAGCUUGAAUGAAAAAAAACCUAAUUUUGAUUUAAUACAAACAUAUUUCUCAUAAAUUCAACAAAAACAUCCUAUGGCAAGGCCAAAUUCUUUUGUAUUUAAAAGUUAAUUCAAAAUAAAUUUUUUAGCAAUAAAUAGAGCUAGCUGACAGUACCUAUAACAUAAUAAUCUCAGUGUGUCUCUACAUUUAUUUGCUUCCCCAAUAAUUACUAACUUUAAUAUGAAGCAUAGGACGAUAGCACAAAUUACUCGCUUUGUACUGUCAACCUGUGUCAUAGAAUCCUUUUUUAUUUCACAAUAUGCGUGCUGAAGGGAAUUUUGUACAAAUUCUAGAGGUAUUUUCAAAAAAACCUGUUUAUUUUAAAAAAAAAAAACUUAUUUAAAAUAGUAUGUCCUUUUUUUCGCCACUAAUAUUAUACUCAGGCGGCUUUAAAAUUUUGUACUGAAUAAGGAAUUCAUAAACUGAAGUUUCAAUUGCAUUAGUACCAAUAACGUUCAUACAAAAACGUGUAAGUAUGUAUGUAUGUAAAACGGUAAUAUGAGUCAUAGAUAUUCAAAAUGGGGAUAGGCUAAAAACUAUAUGUUAUCUUAUAAUUAUUUAGAUAGGAAACUUGAAAUUGAGGUUACAAAAUAUACAAUAAAUUCAUUAAUAUUUGUAAGCAUACAAGCAAGGGCUUACACUGAUAUAAAUCAAAAGAUUAAAUUGAGACAAUAGUAGAUAUAAUUGAAACAUAUGUAAAUUAACUCAAUAACGUUGGAAACUAAUUUUACGAAAUCGUAAUUCAUUAACGGAACACACUAAAAGGCACAUAAAUCAGUCUAGAGCUAUUGCGUGCGUGAUUUAUAAAAAUAAAUGAUAUAUAAAAUAAAUGUGUUAAAAAUAUAUACAUAUGCUCGUUUAUAAAGAUAGAGAAAUCUCCGGUUAACUGAACUUGAAUAUUUGUACAUUAACUGUUUAAUUAUCUGGAGAUUUUACUUAUUUAUACUUGUUUAGGUUUAAAGAAGCCUGACUAAGCGAAAAUUUCAAGAACAAUUAAAAAAAACACUAAAAUGUCAUUUAAA
Molecule: messenger RNA, 7399 nt
Organism: Bactrocera latifrons
Lineage: Eukaryota; Metazoa; Arthropoda; Insecta; Diptera; Tephritidae
Gene: NfI
Exons: 12
Coding region: 1169-3883 (904 amino acids)
Biological process (GO): regulation of transcription by RNA polymerase II
Cellular component (GO): nucleus
Molecular function (GO): DNA-binding transcription factor activity, RNA polymerase II-specific; RNA polymerase II cis-regulatory region sequence-specific DNA binding
Source: RefSeq, a predicted model, not a curated record